UUUGCUCUUCUCUUGCGGAAGGGCCGUCAUCCCGGAAGCGCGUGUUUAUUUGUUGAAACUUUAUUAAGAACAGGCAAAUCUUUACCAGUAUCUAGCAAUAAAGGUUCGGCUCGGGUUCUAAAUUGUUAUGAGCAUCAAUAUAUGCUUAAAGGGCUGCAGUGUCGACAUUUCACUGUAAAGAGACAUUUGCCUUGCUAGCUAGAAGUAAACAGUCACCUAACGUUAGCUUGCCAGCUACAGUAUGUCCAGCGAGGCAGUCCUAACUGUUCGCUUGGUAAGGUCUUUUGAGCACCGAAAUUUCAAGCCAGUUGUAUUUAGUGGCGUGAAUUUAGAUCAAACGGUCCAGGAAUUUAUCCAGUUUGUGAAAAAUGAAGUUAGCAUGAGAGCCGGUUUACCACCCCCAUUCAAGAAUUUUGGCUACGACACAAUGAAGAUCAUCCACCAGGCACAUGGAGCAAAGACAAAUGAGUUGGUGAUGAGUUUGGAGGAUGAUGACAAGCUUAUUCUGCAAGAUGGACUAACCCUAAGAGAUGCGGGCAUUGCAAAUGAAACAGAAUUGGCCUUCUUCAGGAAAGAGGAUUAUAAGCUCUUUAAAGCCAACCCCCAACCGGCCUGGUGGUAAGGGUGUUUACUGGCCUUCAUCCCCCACGGAAGAGGGGAUUCUGAUCUGACAUGGAGGAUACACAUGGAUGGAAGAUUGGGGGGUGACAUGUGCCUUCAGACCUAAGUUUGAGUCUUUUAAUUUAACAUGCCAUAUAUAUAUAACAUGUUUUUGCCUCUUUUAUACAUCUCCACUGAAAUGCACUUUCCAUUUAUUUGGUGGUGUUGAAUAUGAUUAUGGUUGUACAUGGAUUUUCUUUGUACUUAUUAGUUUCCUGUAAGACCUAUUUUAUUACUGUAAACAUGAUUCCAAAUUAAAUCACUGGUUUGAAAUGA
Molecule: messenger RNA, 936 nt
Organism: Oncorhynchus tshawytscha (Chinook salmon)
Lineage: Eukaryota; Metazoa; Chordata; Actinopteri; Salmoniformes; Salmonidae
Gene: lg03h2orf76
Product: linkage group 03 C2orf76 homolog
Exons: 5
Coding region: 242-622 (126 amino acids)
Source: RefSeq, a predicted model, not a curated record